UUAAUUAAUACAUUUUUCAAAGCGUUGGUCACACUGCAUAAAAAAAAAUUACAAUUGAGUGUUCACACUGAUUAUAAUGUAAAUUAUGUAUUGUAAUCACAAAAGUCUCUCCUUCGCGACCGACUUCGUUCAAAUAUACUUGUAUUUUUAAAAAUGGGUAGGGUAAUUCGUGCUCAAAGGAAAGGUGCGGGAAGUGUUUUCCGUUCUCACGUAAAACACCGCAAGGGAGCCCCUAAACUAAGGAACCUAGAUUAUGCAGAAAAAUAUGGUUACAUCAAAGGUGUCGUUAAGGAUAUAAUUCAUGAUCCUGGCCGUGGAGCUCCUUUAGCUGUUGUCCAUUUUAGAGAUCCAUAUAAAUAUAAAACUAGAAAAGAAUUGUUCAUUGCUCCUGAAGGUGUUUACACUGGUCAAUUUUUAUAUUGUGGAAAGAAGGCUAAAUUAAAUAUUGGUAAUGUUAUGCCUGUUGGUGUUAUGCCUGAAGGUACAAUUGUCUGUAACUUGGAGGAAAAAACUGGUGAUCGUGGUCGUUUAGCACGAGCAUCAGGAAAUUAUGCUACCGUUGUAGCUCAUAAUCCAGAUGCUAAAAGAACCAGGGUUAAAUUGCCUUCGGGUGCUAAAAAAGUUAUCCCAUCAAACAAUAGAGCUAUGGUUGGAUUGGUGUCUGGUGGUGGACGUAUUGACAAGCCUAUGUUAAAAGCUGGUCGUGCAUAUCACAAAUACAAGGCUAAGCGUAAUUGCUGGCCUAAAGUUCGUGGUGUUGCUAUGAAUCCUGUUGAGCAUCCCCAUGGUGGUGGUAACCAUCAACAUAUUGGUAAAGCUUCUACUGUCAAACGAGGAACUAGUGCCGGAAGAAAGGUUGGUCUCAUUGCUGCUAGAAGAACUGGUAGGAUUCGGGGAGGUAAAGUUGUUACCAAAAAGGGAGAUGAUUAAAUUGUUUACUGUCAUAUUUGUAUUUCAUUUUACAAAUAAAAAAUAAAAACCAAAAAUUUUGUUUUUUUU
Daktulosphaira vitifoliae (grape phylloxera) is the source of this 999-nucleotide messenger RNA. It is a transcript of the gene RpL8, whose product is annotated as 60S ribosomal protein L8. The record is from RefSeq and is a predicted model, not a curated record. Bases 154 to 930 code for a protein of 258 amino acids. Gene Ontology annotation, biological process: cytoplasmic translation. NCBI's taxonomy places the organism in Eukaryota, Metazoa, Arthropoda, Insecta, Hemiptera, Phylloxeridae. Gene Ontology annotation, molecular function: RNA binding; structural constituent of ribosome. The transcript has 6 exons. Gene Ontology annotation, cellular component: cytosolic large ribosomal subunit; ribosome.